This is a messenger RNA of Sabethes cyaneus, 1008 nucleotides long. RefSeq names its product acetylcholine receptor subunit alpha-like 2 (gene nAChRalpha2). Lineage: Eukaryota; Metazoa; Arthropoda; Insecta; Diptera; Culicidae. The coding region runs from base 1 to 1008 and encodes 335 amino acids. Gene Ontology annotation, biological process: signal transduction; chemical synaptic transmission; nervous system process. The record is from RefSeq and is a predicted model, not a curated record. The transcript is spliced from 5 exons. Gene Ontology annotation, molecular function: transmembrane signaling receptor activity; extracellular ligand-gated monoatomic ion channel activity; neurotransmitter receptor activity. Gene Ontology annotation, cellular component: neuron projection; membrane; synapse.
AUGCCCCAAGCUUCCUACAUAGAAUGUGAAAUUCGCACUAUCGAUCUUAAACAUAAAAAUCAACUAAAUAACUCCGACAACAUGGUCAAGAUUGGAAUCGACUUGCGAGAGUACUAUCCUAGCGUCGAGUGGGACAUUCUUGGAGUACCAGCAGAACGCCAUGAGAAAUACUAUCCGUGCUGUGCAGAGCCAUAUCCUGAUAUUUUCUUUAACAUCACAUUACGACGAAAGACGCUGUUCUACACAGUCAAUUUAAUAAUACCUUGUGUUGGUAUUUCCUAUCUAUCCGUGCUCGUGUUCUACCUACCGGCUGAUUCAGGUGAAAAAAUUGCAUUAUGCAUCAGCAUUCUGCUAUCGCAAACCAUGUUCUUCCUCCUGAUAUCGGAAAUCAUUCCCUCUACCUCGUUGGCUUUGCCACUGCUUGGAAAAUACCUCCUAUUCACAAUGAUACUAGUAGGGUUGAGCGUCGUGAUCACCAUUAUUAUACUGAAUAUCCACUAUCGCAAGCCGAGCACUCACAAGAUGGCACCGUGGGUCAGGAAAUUCUUUAUCCUGCGUCUACCAAAAUUGCUCCUGAUGCGGGUGCCAAACGAUUUGCUGAAGGAAUUAGCGGCCAAUAAAAUAAACUACGGAAUCAAGAUCAGCAAGAGCAAAUUUGGUGCAGCACUGGCAGCACACUCACAAAUGCAGCAAAAUUCGGGUGGAUCCAGCCCCGAUUCAAUAAGGCACAUGCAGGGUCGUCCCGGAGGAUGCAAUGGACUGCACACCACAACAGCCACUAACAGAUUCAGCGGGCUGGUAGAGGCUCUCGGUGGUGGCCUUAGUAGUCUCGGGGGCUACAACGGGCUUCCUUCGGUUAUGUCUGGCUUGGACGAGUCUCUGAGCGACGUGGCGCCAAGGAAGAAAUACCCAUUCGAGUUGGAAAAGGCCAUUCAUAACGUUAUGUUUAUACAGCACCAUAUGCAGCGCCAGGAUGAAUUCAAUGCGGUAAGUUUGGCCGAAAGCUAG